Molecule: messenger RNA, 1110 nt
Organism: Necator americanus (New World hookworm)
Lineage: Eukaryota; Metazoa; Nematoda; Chromadorea; Rhabditida; Ancylostomatidae
Exons: 9
Coding region: 1-1110 (369 amino acids)
Source: RefSeq, a predicted model, not a curated record
AUGAAACGCUCCAAUGAUCAAGACCACUCGGAAUCCCCACGUAAAAUACCGCGGCGGGAUCGUGAAGAUUUUGAAUCGCUGGACAAGGAGGCUCUAGUAGAGAAGAUUUUAACGAUAGCCGAACAGUUGGAUAAGUUGAAUGAAACUGUGAACGCAGCAAAAACACGGGAAUCGUUAUGGCUUCAAAAGGCAGCUGAGAAGGAUAAGGAAAUUCAUGAUCUUGUCAAGGAGCGCAACAGUGCAUACUUCAGCGGUGUCAGUCAACGUCCAGCACAACGGGACCAACUUAUCGAUCCAUUUUUCUAUGAGUCGUUCCUUCUCAUGAAAGACAAGAUUACUGCUCAGGACAAGAUAAUAGCCGAAAACCAAGAAACUAUUAAAUCGCUCCAGAAAAAUAAGGACAGUGAAAUUCUCUCUCAGUUUAUGAAGACGAAAGCUCUGCACACGAAAAAGGUCCGUGAUAAUGAGAAGAAUCUGCGAACAAUUGCGACUUUGGGAAGUAAUCUUGCGUUAGCGCAUACCAUUCUGCGGGCAAAGAGACAGGAGAAGAGAGACUACACUACUGAGAUGGCAGAACGAGAUGCAAAGAUUGCCGAUUUGUACAAAGAAUUGUACAGCUUGCGUAGUUCACUAUCAGAAGAAUCUGCAUCCACCCAUUCUGAAGACAUGGAUUCGAAAGACAAUGCAAAAUUGGAAAUGAAUGAUUCACUAGACGAAAAACCACUAUUCGAAGACCCUCAAAUUAGCAAUGAUGUUGCUGCAGCACAGAAUGGAAAUGGAAUCGACGUAGAGGUGUCCGUCUCGCAUAAUACAAACAACAGCAACGAAGAAGAGUUGGAUCGCCCCUCCAACGAUGAGCGAAGCGUCUCACUGGGAGACAAUGGCUCUUUGAAGAUUACUGUUUUUAGCGCACUAAAGCGUCCCUGCGUGUUAUACCAUCUAAUCGCGUUGGCUACGGUAUCGAUUAAGACAGUGAAGGUUCCAUCAGUGCGAAGAGUUAGGCGUACAGAUUUGCGUUCUCCAGUUGAUCAGGGAGAACACUAUAUGACAUCAGAGUAUAACUCGGUGUAUCGUGCUACUCUGACUGAACGAAGGAUUCUCAUCAGGUGA